This is a messenger RNA of Cladophialophora psammophila CBS 110553, 1215 nucleotides long. RefSeq lists its product as uncharacterized. Lineage: Eukaryota; Fungi; Ascomycota; Eurotiomycetes; Chaetothyriales; Herpotrichiellaceae. The record is from RefSeq and is a predicted model, not a curated record. Bases 1 to 1215 code for a protein of 404 amino acids. The transcript has 2 exons.
AUGGCCUCGGAAAUCAACGGCGUCAUAAGCAAUCCUGAGAGGACGCCUUCGGACGGGAAAAGGUCCCCCAGGUCGAGUACCGGAAAUCCCAAGAUUGUAGUGAAGAAAGAGCCUCCAACCUCACCUUCGCUCCAGGCAAGCACUCGGCAUCGCCCGAAAAAGUUGGAUUUGAAUACAAAUACCACCAUCUCUACCGGACUGAAUUCGCGGCCUUCCGCAACACCAUUGACUGCAAGAGAUGGCCUGGUCAUGCAUGACGUCGGUCUGGCCUGUCUGUCGCCUGGUUUUCAAACCCAAGAUCCCGCAAUGCGAGAACAAUUAGAGCGAAGCAUUUCGGUCCGUGACCAGCAACGAUCAAUCAUCCAAGCAAGACUUCUGAAAUCCGCUCGCGGGGAUGCGCCAGAUUCGGGAAAGAACAGUGAAGCGGCAGGCCCAACGUCUAGCAAGAGCACCGUGGCCAAUUCGAAGAAGAGACCCCCACCAGGUUUAUCGAUUGUUCCUCCUCCCGCCGAGCGAUUUGCCAACGAAAGGGUCAUACAGUCUGCGCCACUGAAUCAGACCUUCACCGGCCGGCAUGACCCCCCUCCAGCAUCGCGGCAGGUCAACAAUCAACCUCCCAACUUGUCGCACAACUCUCAUAUUCAUCACGUGCCGGCGAUUCAGACAACCAACCGGCUGCCCCCUAUUGCCGAUGUCUUUGGGGCUAACGAGCUCCAUCCAGGCCCAGGUCGGCCGCCUUUUCUCCACGCAAGCUCAACUUCAUCUCAAAGCCAUGGACCUCCCCUUCCAUCGCCCGGCUUCCCACCCCAAACAGCCCACCCAGCCUCUCAGCCUCAAGCACACAAUUUCGACCGACCCAGGGAGUACCGAUCUGCAGAAGAAGCUGUGCAUGAGAUGACCGGGGGGCGAGAGGAUCUCUUGCCGAAAAUUGUUCACUAUGGUGGCCACCAACCUCCCACGCCCCCUUCACCACAUGCUGGACAUAAAGACAGCCUUACGCCGCACAAAUAUCAACCCAGUAUGCAAUCCACUAGCAGACGGAGAAGCCGCAACGAGUAUGAAGAGGGCAGCAGCCCACCACUGGGCCCUGGGCCAGAUCGAAUUCGUUAUAACGGACCGUUUGGAGAAGGAAGGGACAGCCCGGCCACACAAAGAGCGAAAAAGGAGGAAUUCCUGAGUUUGUGUUCGAGAGCCUGGGAUCUGUUCCACUCCUGA